CAGAAACUUUCCAACACUCUUGCCGGCAAGCGUCAUUUGCAAUUUUCAGAAAUCGCCAAUUUUCACAUUGAAAUAAGAUAUUGUUCAAACUAAGAAGCUUAAUUGCAUAGAAAAUGGCUGCAGCUAUCGAUGGUGUUCUCCCAGGCACAUUGCAGGAGCUGGUGAAAAAGUCCAAGGUGCUGGUUGUGGGCGCCGGCGGUAUCGGCUGCGAGGUUCUCAAGAAUCUUGUGCUCAGCGGCUUCCACGACAUUGAAAUUAUCGAUUUGGACACCAUUGACCUGAGCAAUCUCAAUCGUCAAUUUCUCUUUCAUCGCGAACACGUUGGCAAAUCAAAGGCCAAUGUGGCACGGGAAAGUGCAUUGAGCUUCAAUCCGGAUGCAAAGAUUACAGCGUACCAUGAUAGCAUCAUAUCCUCGCAAUUCGGCGCCAGCUUCUUCCAGAAGUUCGAUGUAGUCCUCAGCGCUCUGGACAAUCGUCUUGCCCGCUUUCAUGUGAAUCGCAUAUGUCUUAAUGCCGAUAUUCCUUUGAUCGAGAGCGGCACCUCGGGCUACAAUGGUCAGGUGGAGCUGAUCAAGCAGGGCAUCACUCAAUGCUACGAGUGCACGCCCAAGGAGAAGCAGCGCAAUUUUCCCGGCUGCACCAUCCGCAACACUCCCUCGGAGCCCAUCCACUGCAUUGUAUGGGCCAAGCAUCUCUUCAAUCAACUUUUUGGAGAGUCGAUUGACGAUGAAGACAUUUCGCCAGACGCUGCAGAUCCGGAUGCCCAGAGUGACCCAAAAGAGGCAGACGCAGAUGCAGGCGGAGACGGUGAGGCGAAGAUCAGCGAAGAGAAGAAGCCAACGAAGGAGGACUCGACCAAUGGCAAUAUUGUGCGCAUCAACACCCGCCAGUGGGCCAAAGACUGUGACUACGAUGCUGGGAAGCUCUUUAACAAGUUUUUUAACGAAGACAUCAACUACUUGCUGGAAAUGUCCAACCUCUGGACCUCGCGAAAAGCUCCAGUGCCCGUCUCCUGGGAUACUCUUGUGCCCGAGGGCACCACUGAUAUCCAGCCAGAGUUCGCACGGCAGCAUCACAAGGUGUGGACCGUGGAGGAGUGCGCCCAUGUCUUUGCCAAUACGCUGAAAGAGCUGAGUGCAUCCUUCCUCAAGCUUGAGGCAAAUGGCGAAACUCUUGCCUGGGACAAGGAUGAUCAGCCGGCCAUGGACUUUGUGGCCGCCUGCGCCAAUGUGCGUUCCUACAUCUUCGACAUUGAGCGCAAGUCCAGAUUUGAGAUAAAGUCGAUGGCGGGGAAUAUUAUACCCGCUAUUGCCACCACCAAUGCGAUCACUGCUGGCAUCUCUGUGAUGCGAGCCUUUAAUGUCCUGCAGGCCAAAUGGGAACAGUGCCAGGCCGUCUAUGCUCGCCUUCGGCCCAAUGGACGGGGCCAGUUCCUCGUCCCAGACGCCUCGUUAGCAGCCCCUAAUCCAAACUGCACUAUCUGUUCCCUAGAUCCGACCAUCACCCUCCGCAUCGACACCAAGCGUGUUCACAUUAAGGAGCUACGCGACGAUGUGCUGAUUAAAACACUCAACAUGCUCCAUCCCGACGUGGAAAUGUUGGGCGCAGGCACUAUUCUGAUCUCUUCGGAGGAGGGUGAAACGACAGAGAACGACCCCAAGUUGCUGUGCGAUGUGAAAAUUGUGGACGGCGCAAUCCUAAGAUGUGAUGAUUUUCAUCAAAACUACAAGCUGACCGUAAUCAUAUCGCAUUUCGAUGCAAAACGAGAGGAUGCUCUCUUCGAGGUGGUGGCCAACGGCACUCAGCUGCAGGCCAAAGAGGAGCAGCCAAAGAAGGCGGAAGAUGAAACCGUCAAAGCAAAGGAGGACCGAAAACGUUCGGCGAAUGGUGCAGAUGAUGGCCCCUCCACCUCAAAACGUAGUCGUCCAACCGAAAUUGAAGACGACGAUGACGAUGACUGUCUGGUAAUCGAAGAGGAAAACGAUGAGGAUGUCAUGGUCGUGGCCACAGAUAACCUUUCCGUCGAGAGUGCACCCAAGACGGCCACCAAGCGCAAGCCCAGCGAUGCAAUGGAAGAAGAGGAGGAGGAUAUCACAGAGAUUUUGGACUCGUCCGACGAGGAGGCAGCCGGUCCAACCAAAUGCAAACGUUCCAAGAUUGAGCAGUCCGACCUGAACACUGAUCCGCCAAUGGAAGUCAUCAACAUUGAUUAAACGAUGUACAAUCUUUCCGUUUAAACAUUCUCUAACAAGUUCCAUGGAUAAUUUCACUGUAUGAAAGGCAUUUGAUGAAUAUCACUUUACUGCGAAUAA
Molecule: messenger RNA, 2312 nt
Organism: Drosophila obscura
Lineage: Eukaryota; Metazoa; Arthropoda; Insecta; Diptera; Drosophilidae
Gene: Uba2
Product: SUMO-activating enzyme subunit 2
Exons: 4
Coding region: 114-2213 (699 amino acids)
Biological process (GO): protein sumoylation
Cellular component (GO): SUMO activating enzyme complex; cytoplasm
Molecular function (GO): SUMO activating enzyme activity
Source: RefSeq, a predicted model, not a curated record